Messenger RNA from Lycium ferocissimum, 2378 nucleotides. RefSeq lists its product as uncharacterized. Lineage: Eukaryota; Viridiplantae; Streptophyta; Magnoliopsida; Solanales; Solanaceae. The transcript has 2 exons. Bases 167 to 535 code for a protein of 122 amino acids. The record is from RefSeq and is a predicted model, not a curated record.
GCUUCUCCUUUCUUCUUCAAUUCAUCCGAUGAUUUGAUAAAUUCUACGUCCCCCCUCAAGUUGGAGGGGAAUGAAAUGAUUCCCAACUUGCGAAGAACUCUAAAGUGGGAUGGCCCAGAUAAUGAUUUGGUAAAUAAAUCAGCCAAUUGACCUCGUAAGGGAACGAAUGACAGAGAAAUCAAGCCUGCCAAAUAUUGUUGUCGAACAAAGUGACAAUCAAGCUCCACAUGCUUGGUUCGCUCAUGGAAGACUGGGUUGCGGGCAAUGUGAAUUGCUGCUUGACUAUCAGAGUGAAUCGGAAACAGGAAGGGAUGGUGAAACUAAGAGAUCUUUUAGCAAUCGCGUGAGCCAAGAAAUCGGGGAACUACCUAAACUUAUGAAGAAACCACUGAUUGAUCUCCGAGUAUCCUUGCAUGAACCCCAAUCAGCAUCGCAAAAUGCAACCAAAGAGAAUGAGGGAUUAGAGGACAUGAACAGAGCUUGUCCAGGAUGCUUUCUCAUGUAUUGUAAGACUCUUAAAGCUGCAUUGAAAUGACCAGCACAAGGUUGCUGCAUAUAUUGACUUAAAGUCAAGACAACUAAGGAAAGAUCCCGCCUUGUGUGUGAGAGAUAGUUUAACUUCCCUAUCAAAUGUCUAUAUAGAGUGGCAUCAGUUAAUAGAGGACCAGAAUCUACAGUAAGUUUAGUAGUAGGAUCUAAAGGAGAAGAAACAGUAGUGAGAUGAGAAAUAUCAAAUUCGUUUAAAAGACCUAAUGUGUAUUUCCUUUGAAUGAGUAUGGCACCCUUUGGUUCUCUAAGUAUUUCUAUCCCUAAAAAGUAAUGCAAAUGACCAAGAUUUUUUUAUUUUGGAUUCAAAAUUUAGAAAAUCCUUAAGACUAGUGAUUUCUGAGAUGUGAUUUCCUGUAAUGAGGAUAUCAUCCACAUAGACAACAAUGAUAGAAAUAAGAUUUCCUGUGACUUUGAAGAAUAAAGAAUAGUUAUUUAAAGAGGCAAUAUAUCCCUUGAAACUGAGUGCCCCUGCUAAUCUAGCAUACAAUUGCCUAAAAGCUUGUUUUAGACCAUAUAGGGAUUUUCUUAGCCUGCAAACUAAGUUAGGAUUAGGAGAAUUGAAACCUAGAGGAAAUUUCAUAUAGACUUCCUCAUGUAGUUCACCAUGCAAGAAUGCAUUGUUAACAUCAAAAAGCGUGAAAUAUCCCAAUUCUUCUUGACUGCAAUGGCAAUCAAACACCUUAUUGUAGUCAUUUUUAUAACUGAGGAAAAAGUCUCUGUAUAGUCAACCCCCUCAUUUUGAAUGUCACCUCUGAUAACCAACCUUGCUUUUAGUCUCUUAAUUGUUCCAUCAGAAAGUUGCUUCACCUUGUAUACCCAUUUACAAGGUAAGGCUUUCCUGUCAGGUGGUAGAAGCACCAUAUCCCAAGUAUGAUUAGAUUGCAAAGCUUCUAUUUUAUUCAGCAUAGCUUGUCUCCAACCAGGGUGUUGAGAAGCCUGAUAAUAACUGUUUGGUUCAGUAAUAGAAGAAACUGAAAGUAACAUGUGUUGAUUUGAUGAGGAAAGAGUGUUGAUGGGAAGAGUAGUGAUUUGAGUGGGGGUAGCAAGACAAAAUUCAGUCACAUUACUGAGAAAGAUAUUAUUACAGUAGUAUUGUUUAACCUGUUGGAUUGUCUAGCAGGAAGUGAAUUUGGAUGGUCAUCAGGAAUAGGUGGUUCAAGGGUUGAUGAGGAAGUAGAAGUAUCAGGAUUGAGUGGUAAAGAGGUAUCAGGAUUAGAAGCAUCUAGGAUACUAGGUAUAGAGAGGGAAACUUCAGGUAUGAUAGGUGAAGAGUGUAUAGAAGUAGAAGGAGUUGAAGUAGAAGGAGUGUGAGAAUCUGUGGGAUUAGGUGUAGGAUGAAUGAGAGUGUAAGGUGUAGAAGCCGGUUGAUCUAAUGUAGGUGAAGGAGAGGAUAUAGGAAUGGAGAAGUGAUGAUCAUCAUCAUUAUCAUCAAGAUCAGGGAUUGAAAAAGAAGUAGAGGGAUUGGUUGUAGAAGCAAAUGGAUAAAUAGUUUCAUAAAAUAUUGCAUCUCUAGAAACAAAUAUCUUCUUGGUACCUAAUUCAAUGAGUUUGAAACCUUUUUGCCCAUUUGGAUAUCCAAUAAAAACACAAGCCCUUGCUCUUGGAUCAAACUUAGUCCUGUUGUGUCUCAAAGUGGAAGCAUAAGCCAAACAACCAAAACACUUUAAAGAAGUGUAAUUAGGUGCAUGUUCAAAGAUAACCUCAUAAGGUGAUUUGUGCUUGAGCACCUUAGAAGGUAGCCUAUUGAUCAAAUAAGUAGCAGUCAAGAUGUAUUCACCCCAGUAAACCAAAGGUAGUUUAGAUUGAAAUAACAAAGCCCUUGCAAUUUU